Molecule: messenger RNA, 3050 nt
Organism: Oldenlandia corymbosa var. corymbosa
Lineage: Eukaryota; Viridiplantae; Streptophyta; Magnoliopsida; Gentianales; Rubiaceae
Source: the annotation of a GenBank genome assembly
UAUUGCUUUUGGUACGCGUAGUCCAGCUACCACAGAGUUCCAUAUUUAAUUCUCUCCACCACCAAUCAUAUAUUUUCCAUUAUACUUAACACUCUCCUUCAUUCAAUACUUCACUCACUCCAACUCCGAUCACAAGAAGAAACAAAUCAUGGCCAUCGCCGGAGUCAGCCAUCCAUGGUUCUGUCUCUUCCUCAUCCUCACCUCCGCCCUCGCCGUUUGCCGAUCUGACGAUGAUCCAGAUUGUGUUUACACUUUCUACAUAAGAACCGGGUCGAUCUGGAAAGCCGGGACGGAUUCAAAAAUAACCGCGACUUUCUAUGAUUCAUACGGGUACGGGCUCCAAAUCGGGAACGUGGAGACAUGGGGCGGCCAAAUGGGUCCGGAUUACAACUACUUCGAGAGGGGAAAUCUGGAUAUAUUCAGCGGCAGGGCGCCUUGCUUGCCCGGACCCGUUUGUGCCCUGAACUUGACUUCAGACGGGUCGGGUCCUCACCAUGGAUGGUACGUCAAUUAUCUGGAGCUCACCACCACCGGCGUCCACAAGGCUUGUGCUCAGCAGCUCUUCACGGUGGAGCAAUGGUUGGCCACCGAUACUUCGCCGUAUAAGCUGACGGCCAUCGUUGAUAACUGUGCCCAGAGUUUAAACAUGGAGGGCCAGUCUUCUUCUGAUUCUUCUUCUCAUCUGCCGCGGACUCUUGUUGCUGAGAUUUAAACGGUGAGUUGGGCUUUUCCGGCGUGACGGAAUGAUGUUGUUUUUUUUUCUCUUCCCAAUAUUUAUUUUUCUGGGUGAUUCUAGUUUUCCACUGGAGUGAUUUGUGAGAGGCAUAAUAUGAGAGAAUAAAAUCGGGUGAAAAUUUGAUUAUUCCGGCUGGAUUAUCACUAUCGCCGGUGGGAUUAUUGCUCUUCUGGUGUACAUUAUGUUGCUGUUGUUGUUGUACAAUUCGGCUUUUUGCUAUAUUAUGGAUUAGAAGUUUAGAACUCACAAACAAGAAAAGAAAAGGUCCCCCUAAUAGUAAUGGUCAUAUGAAACAUGUGGUUCAUCUUGGAGAAACUAGUAGAAUGUCUCCCUUAUCAGCCAAAUCUUUGGGAGAGAUUCUGCUAGUUUUCCAAAGAUUUGGGACUAGAAAGGCGAUUUUCCCUUCACAAUGAUUAAUUUGGUGCUAUUAUUAUCAUGAUUACGACAACUACAUGUUUGAUGGCAUUAUAAUCAAUGGAAAGGGAAAAUGUUUCCUCAACGGUGCAAUCAAAACUAUAUAUAGUCACUAUUGUUCUCUUUGGUAAGAAUAUCCUCCAAUGUCACUUAGGUUAAUUUCAGUUAUCUGCCAUUGUUUCUGUAGCUACUCUAAUUGUUUAGCAGAAGAUUCCCAGUUUGCCUAUGCACGUAUCGCCAAUAUUCAGUUUUUUCAUAUAGAUCCUGCAGGUCUCUGUAUCAUGUAGUAGAUCAGUUCAUUAUCAAUGUCAUCAAUAAGAAGCUAAGGAAAUAAAAGAACAACUGAAACAGCUAAGAUGCCUAAAAACUAAUUUUGAAAGAAAAAGAACAUCUGUCAGUCAACCUAAGUAAAAUUAGGUAACAGAGGAAUAUAGGAACCUGUAGGAAUGCAAAGAAGCAUGAAACCAAAACCACUUAGAUCACAAAUAUUCCCAACGCACUACGAUUCACCGAAAAGAAGCAUAAAACAGACGUUUAUUGCAGAAAACCAGAAAUAACAAAGGACAGAUUUCAAACAACCAAAGACCUCCCUUAAACUCUCGGUACUGGGGGUCCUGGUGAGCAGCAACCGAAACAACCAAACAAAAGCUGUGCAAAUCUUCUAGACAACUAACUUCUUGUGCAGGUUUAUGAAGCUCAAGUUCAACAAAUUCCUUUUCGCUUUCGCCACCACCAACUGAAUCCGGAACCACGGAAACUAAGCUUUCGACAUAAUUGUCUACUAAACAGUACUUGACAGCUCCAUCUUUCGCCAGCUCUUCUACUACUCCACUCUCUGGAUCGUAAACAGCAAGGCCGCUGCUUCUCCUGUUCUCACGCCAAUGAAUGUAUCCCAAAAUCUUCCCACUCGCAGUGACAUCAGUCAUAGUGUGGACUGGCCUUAAAUCUAAAUUGCUCGGUAUGACAAAUUGUUUCACCCACUCGGAAUGAUCAUUCCCUGUCAUUGACCAGAGCUCAAACUCAUCUUUCAGCAAUGAGGAUCCGAAUAAGGACAGACACCCUUUGUACCAUCUCAACCAAGCAUCCUUAAUGGUGACGUAGCUGGGAACUACAAAUUCACCAUAACUAUUUUCCUGAGUCAGAUGAACAUAGCAAAACUGAACGCGAUUCUGUUCAUCUGUUCCAUUGAUGAAAUACAGAUACCCAUUGUUAAAUAGACAAGUCUGGUUGUGUCGACACAUAUUACUAUGAGGACUACUACCCAUAUCUGGAGGGAUUGUCAGAUUGAAUUUUUAUGCCUAGGCGAUCUACUAACAUUCAACAUCAGUGUAGUCCAUGAAUGAUUUUUUAAGCUAUAAACCUCGAAUUUGUAGACAGAAUAAUUCGGCGAUUCAUGGAAGUAAACCUUGGCAACUUUGUAAUCCUCACUCUCGGUGUCAAACCCAAAACCAACAGCACAAGUAACAAAACCAAAAUCAAAAGCCAUACUGCGAUGUAACAAAAUGCAUUGUCGCAAGGCAGGAUUCCAUAAGUAUAUAUGAAUGUCCGAAUUCCUGUGGCGUUCUUUGAAUAUGCAAAAGACCCCAUCAACACAACUUACAACGCAAGUCGUGUUGAGACGUAAAAAUGAGUUUUGUUCAUCUCCCUGGGCUCCUUCAGCGUUUCCGGGCUGGAGAUUUUGAUCCAGCUGACGAAAUCAGGGAUUUUGUUACAGCUGAAACAGAGUUGUUGUCCUGGUCUAUGGUGGUAAUUUUAAUUGUUUACCCAGAUUUUGCCACUUCUCUCACAGUUCAAAAAGACGGGUCCUGCUCCGAUUUGGUGGUAAUAAUCGUUCCCGAAGACUGCCGGGAGGUUGUUUCCGGGAGGCAUGAGACCUUAUGAAUCCUCUGCUUGAUAUGAG